This is a messenger RNA of Triticum aestivum (bread wheat), 1188 nucleotides long. RefSeq lists its product as uncharacterized. Bases 1 to 1173 code for a protein of 390 amino acids. Lineage: Eukaryota; Viridiplantae; Streptophyta; Magnoliopsida; Poales; Poaceae. The transcript has 4 exons. The record is from RefSeq and is a predicted model, not a curated record.
AUGCCAUCGCGCCGCGUCGCCGUGAUCGGCGCAGGGGCCGCGGGCCUGGUGGCGGCGCGGGAGCUGCUGCGGGAGGGCCAUGCGCCAGUCGUCUUCGAGGCGCAUGCAGCAGCAGAAAUUCAGAUUCAAAACCAGCGAUGCUUCAGAAGACUUGAUUGCUCGAGGAUCCAAGAGUCCAGUGACAUUCAGGCAUUCGAUUUUCAGAUUCAGAUUGCGAUGGCGUUUGGGUCGAAACGUAAGUUAGCAGAUCGGAGUGACAUCGAGGAGGAUGACGCCGAUGAUGUUGAUCUCAUCAAUUCCGAUGAUGAGCGUAAUAGCGCUGAUGAACAAGAUGAAUCUGCCGAGCAUGGUACUGCAAAACCUGCUAAAUCCCUUCUAGAUGAGGUAUUUUUUCUUGAUGCACCUAAAGGGAAGAACUCUGGUGGAUCAAGACCCUGGCGAUGCAAACAUUGUGAUAAGAAGUACACUAGUAGUUAUACAAGAAUUCAUCAGCACUUCUUUGGUGUUGGUCCUGGCAAGACAAAACAAAUUGCUCGCUGCUCUGUCGCAAGUGAUCGCGUCAAGUAUAAGAAAAUAUAUGAUAAGUAUCACCAACCUGAGAAAGUACAAGCUUCAGGCUCGGCGCCUAAAAAGCAAUUAGUAGAAGCUUUUGCUGGGGUGGAAAGAGAUGCAGUGGACAUGCAAAUAAUGUUGUUCCUUUGUGCUAAUGGAAUUCCCUUUAAUGUGUUGAGAAGUCCUCAAUACUAUGAAAUGGUAGCAGCCAUCCAGAGAGCACCAAAGGGAUACAAACCUCCUGCAUAUGAGAAGGCUAGGACUACUCUUCUAGAUGCAUGUAAGAGAAAGGUGGAGAAUGAUUUGGCUCCGGUUAGACAAACAUGGUAUUCCCAUGGUGUCUCUGUUGUUUCUGACGGAUGGACAAAUAUGAAGAACCAUCCAUUAAUCAACGUAAUAGCAUCGAAUAGCCAUGGUUCAAUGUUUCUGUACGCAAAAGACUUCUCUGGAGAAGAGAAGACAGGUGAAUCCAUUGCAGAAUUCUUACUGCAAGCCAUUGAGGAGAUUGGCCCUUCCAAUGUCCUUCAGGUCAUCACUGAUAAUGCAUCUAAUUGCAGAGUUGCGGGUGAAGAAAUUGAGAAAGUAUGUUUUUCAUUGUUUGGUACAUUGAUUUUAGUUUGAGGAUCACGUAUAUCC